AGGUUAAUUUGGGAAUAACCAGAUCGUGCACCGAUGGGACUGUGGCAUCCCGUGGCAAACCGAGUGUGUAUGUGUGUGUAGUGUAAAAUUUAUGAAAACAAAAUAAACAUGGAAAAUGACCCGAAAUCCUCUCAGGACUCCGCAGAAGUGUCUCUGCGCAGUCCUGGAGAGCCGGAAACGACCAUACUGGAAGAACAGCGGACUGGAGUCGUAGCCAAGCUGACCGCUGUUUCGGAUGCUGCUGUUGCUGCGGCAGUAUCGGAAAAGUCUACCACAGAUAAGAGCUCGUUUGCUGGGAACCUGGAGAGCACGCUGAAGGAGAAGAACGUUCCAAUUAAGAAGAAGCUCUCACAGGAGGAAGAUACCGGUGUGGAGGAGGAAGUAGAGGAAGAGGUUGAAGAGGAAGUGGAAGAGGAGGAAGAAGAGGAGCCUAAAGAAGAAUUGAAACCCGAUCCAUCCGUUGAGGAACCUGAACUACCAAAGGAAUCGCCUGCGGAAGCAACGGACGCUGCCAAAUCACUCGGUGACAAAGACUCUACGCUUGAGUCGAAAGAGCAUGGCGAUAAGCCAAUGGUGCCACCGCAGACCUACCUCUGGGAGGAGGUUAAGAAGUCCAAGGAACAGGGAGGAUAUCCAUGGACGCAUCUGUACAAAGGAGAUCCGGAGGAAGGUGCGGAAGCAGCCCAACUGUCGCAGGAAUCACCUUCGGCGAAUCGUCGACGAAAGGGCGAAGAGCAAGCGGUAGAGCAGGAAGAAGUGUUGGCAGAAAAGAAGGUUAAGGUACAGAAUGGGGAACAUCCCAACGGUACCACCGGAGAUCAUCCGAUGGAGGUCGAUCAGCCGGCCACCUCGAAUGGACACUGCGAAGACGCAGAGGCUGGCCCAAGCGAACCAAAACCACAAUCGCCAAGACGCAGUAGAAAGCGCGCUGCGUCCCACGAACCCGAAUCGGGCAGCCGCCAUUCCGUUCGGGAAGAGAUCAAACACUUCCUCGACGAGCAUCCGUCUAUUCGUAGCUUUAGCAACAGUCUCACACGGCAGGGCAAGAAAACGCGCACCUUCGUGAGCCGGUCGCUGGAACGUGCGAAAUCGAUGGCUGAUCGACAGAUCGAUCGUGCCCGCGUGCAAAUGAACACGCUGCGCCGCAAGAAGGCUGCAUCGGAACCUCGCAGCCUUCCGGAUCAGAAAAUUCUCAAUCUGCGGGAAUCGCCUCGCCUGAAUAAUCGUGAAAUACCGGCCUACGUUGUGCGUCAGCCGAGUGAUGAGGUGAUUGAGGUGGUAGAUGAGGAGAAGAUCGUUAAGGUGACGGUGGAAACGGAAGCCUCCAAGAGUACUGUCGUUGUGCCGGAUGAGAUUAUAGAGCUGCCAAAGGAUCCAGAAGAUCGUACCGUGGAGUCGGUGGAGGAGCAAAUCAUGGUUGUGGAGGUAUCUGGCCCACCAAUGGCUGCCCCAGUCGAUGAGGAUGAUCGUUAUGAAAUUAUUGAACCACCAAAAUCGGAAACUGUGGCUGUCGUUGAACAACCACCACCAGUUCUCGAGUCACCGAUCGUCCCGGUAAAAGCAAAACCACCCCUAAAAGCUCCUCGCAAAAAGAAGGAACAUCACUACGAAGAUAUUGAAGAUUUUGAACCGCAACCGACAAAGGAUGCUGCUCCGGAAUCUGCUGGCGAUGCAAAAUUGCAGCGCCAAGAACACAUCAAGGAAGAGGGGCUGGAUCCAAUCAUUGGAGAAAUGUUGGGUAACGACAAGAUCAAGAUAUCGCUCCAACUGCAGGAUGAGAAGUUUGUGGACGACAUGUUCGGCCGGCGAAAGCAUCUGGACGAGAUUUUGCAGCAAUCAUCCGAAGACGAGCGGGAAAAGGAACCGGUCAAGUUGGCAAACAAAGGCCUGCUCGCACCUAUAUCCUCUAUCGACUCCACGUCCUCCGACGAGGAGGCUCGCCGUACGCAUCUCAGCACACUAGCGGAAGAAAGCGAUACAGGCAGUAUCGAUGGCGGUACACCGUGCAAAAAGCAGGACUCUCUGAAGGAGUCAGAAUUACCACCGGUGGCAGAGUGCAGCAAAGAGUUAGAGCUAACGCCCGCCGAAGAGCAUCUACUGAUGGAAGCGGAAAAGACGACUGCAGAAGAGUCGCCCCCACAGGCUGCUGUAGAAUCGGAAGCGGAAGCCGCUCCGGUGGUGGAAACCGAGCAACCGAAGGUUGACACUCGUUGGUCAAAAAUGAGAUCGUGUAAUCGUCUCUAG
Molecule: messenger RNA, 2244 nt
Organism: Anopheles maculipalpis
Lineage: Eukaryota; Metazoa; Arthropoda; Insecta; Diptera; Culicidae
Product: neurofilament heavy polypeptide-like
Exons: 5
Coding region: 109-2244 (711 amino acids)
Source: RefSeq, a predicted model, not a curated record